Molecule: messenger RNA, 3262 nt
Organism: Gopherus evgoodei (Goodes thornscrub tortoise)
Lineage: Eukaryota; Metazoa; Chordata; Testudines; Testudinidae
Product: acyl-CoA (8-3)-desaturase-like
Exons: 12
Coding region: 349-1716 (455 amino acids)
Biological process (GO): lipid metabolic process
Cellular component (GO): membrane
Molecular function (GO): oxidoreductase activity, acting on paired donors, with oxidation of a pair of donors resulting in the reduction of molecular oxygen to two molecules of water
Source: RefSeq, a predicted model, not a curated record
UUCUGAUAGGGACAAUACUCUGUUCCCAGAGCCUGAUAACUAGAAUCUGGAUCUGUCCCACUGUGACAUCCCAGUUGGAGCAGAGUGCUCUUGGGGGAUCAUGGAAGUUAAAUUACUCUUUGUGGCAGGGAGCCGAACAAAGGGAGAAAGAUUUAUGAAAGGAUUAAGGCCGUGGGAGGAGCCUUGUAGCCUUGAAGCCAUUUGGCAAGCGGAAGGGUGCAGAGCUUGGCAGGCUGCAUCAUUACUUCCUGUGCAGCUAGCGUAAAAAGGCAGAGCCUGCACAGUGUUUGAUCAGGCAGGUGACAGUGGCAGGCAGAGGAUCAGUGGGACUAAGUGAGAAGUGUAGUGAUGGCACUGCAGCCAGCACAUGAAGACAAGGAAGCAAAAAAGGACCCACAGUCUGGUGCAGGCUCCUCCAUGCAGCUCUUCACCUGGGAGGACAUUGGACUCUGCACAGGCCAGGGACACCCACAGCAGAAGCAGUGGCUGGUGAUUGACAGGAAGGUCUAUGACAUCGGACAUUUCUACCAGCAGCACCCGGGGGGCGCUCAGAUCAUCAGUCACUACGCAGGACAGGAUGCCACGGAUGCCUUUACAGCAUUCCAUGCCAACAACGCACUGGUGAGAAAGUACAUGAGCUCAUUGCUGAUUGGGGAGCUGGCACAAGAUCAAACCAGCAUGGAGCCGAGCAAAAAUAAACUGCUGGUAGAAGAUUUCCGUGAGCUACGUGCCACCAUCGAGAGAAUGGGACUUCUGAACCCCAACGGCCUCUUCUUCUUCCUGAUUUUCCUGCAAAUUCUGCUGCUAGAGGCUGCCAGCUGGAUCACUCUCUGGUACUUUGGGACCUCCCUACUACCUUUUCUCAUCUCUGCGGUGCUGCUGACAACCUCCCUGACCCAAGCUGGGUUUCUGCAACAUGAUUUGGGACACCUCUCAGUAUUCAGAAAGCCCAAAUGGAACCAAGUGGUUCAUAUGUUUGUGAUAGGCCAACUGAUGGGCCUGUCUGCUAGCUGGUGGAAACUCACACACGACCAGCAUCAUGCUAAACCCAACUGCAUCUGCAAGGAUCCUGAUCUCAGUAUGCACUCUACCUUGUUUACUUUAGGGAAGGUGCCCUCUGUGGAGCUUGGGAUGAAGAAGAAGAAGUUCAUGCCUUGCAACCACCAGCACAAGUACUUCUUUGUCACAAUUCUCCCGUUCGCGUUUCCUGUCUACUUUCAAUACUUUGCAUUCCACAAGACAAUCCAGAGAAAAGACUGGGUGGACCUGACCUGGAUGGUGAGCUUCUACAUCCGAUUCUUUCUCACUUAUGAGCCCUUACUGGGGGUGAAGAGUCUCCUGGGGUUCUGUCUGCUGCUCAGGGUCCUGGAGAGUAUCUGGUUUAUCUUGCUGUUUUUCAUGAGCCACAUCCCAAUGAACAUUGAUUAUGAUAAGAACCUGGACUGGUUCUCUACCCAGCUCCAGGCAACAUGCAAUGUGGAUCAGUCCUUGUUCAAUGAUUGGUUCACUGGGCAUCAGAACUUCCAAAUGGAGCAUCACCUUUUCCCCACAAUGCCUCGAUACAAUUGCUGGAAGGUGGCCUCCCUGGUGAAGUCCCUGUGUGCCAAGCACAGCAUUGAGUACCAGUGCAAGCCACUCCUCACUGCCUUUGCAGAUAUUGUGCACUCUCUGAAGGAUUCUGGAGAGCUCUGGCUUGAUGCCUAUCUGCAUAAAUAAGCAGCAGCAGCACUUGUGACAUUCCAAUUACAGAAGCUGCCACAAAACCAACAAACAAACAAAACUAUGAAGCCCCUGAAGGCUAGCAGAUUUGGGGAAAUGAGAAAGCCUGGCUAGUAGGAGAUGAGGAUUGCUGGGAAAGUUUGAUUCCUGGAAUGAAGUUUAUUUUUUAAAAUCCCAUUCAUUUUCCUUCACAUGCUUCACCCUUUGCUUCUCUCUGGGGCUCCAAAAUGGGGAUGGUCAUCCUGUUCUGUGUUUGUACAGCACCUAGCACAAUGGAGUCCUGGGCCAUGACUAGGUCUCCUAGCACCACUCUAAUAUAAGUAAUGCAUUAAAAUAAAGACAGUAAGUCUUUGCAACAAGGAUGUGGGGUUCAGGCCCCCCGAAAGAAAAGGGGCUUUAGGAGUGGGAACAGCAGCCACUCUGUUUUAUUUUAUCCUCACUAUCACUGCCUUGAAAUAUUGUCCUAAUUCUGUCUGUGCUCUUUUCUAUUUUAGAUUGUAAUCUCUUUUGGGUAAAGUAUGGGUCUUCCUGCUUGUAAACAUGAUGAAUAAAUCUAGAUAAACAUUUUCACUCUGUCUGUUUGGGACCUCGUUCAGCUCCAUCCUGCCAAAGGAGUUGCAUCGACUGUAAUUGACAUGAUUCAGCACACCCACACUUUACACUAGUGCCCGUUUUCAGUGAGCUUGUGUUUUACCCUUACUUAACACUAUCGCUUUGCUCAACCGAGUCCGCAGCAAUGCCUUCUGAGUAUAUAUGUCCUAGAGUACCCAGUGCUGCUCAAGACACAGAGCAGUAUGGGUAACUUUGAACAGUCUUCCAGACAGCUCAUUGCUACCUAAAGGAAUUGGAGGAGGAGAGAGUUUUGCUCUCACAGCAGUAGAAUCCUAUGUGGGGAAGAUUUUCAUUACCAAGUUCCAUCUUGUAGAAUGGAUGCAUCUUCUGCCCACUCCUAGAUUUACUGCUGUAUAUGACCUACUAGAAAGUGUCCUUCAGACCUUUAUUGUUUUCCUGGGAUCGAUAUCUAAGUUAGUGAAAGUCCAGUUGUGCAGGUUACUGGGAAAUGCCAUCCUACACCUGCUGGUUCUUCCAUAGCUGCUGAAGCUCUGUAGUACCUGGCCAGAUGGCAGCUUGUUCACAUAAAUGUGCCAUUGUUCAGAGCAGAUCAGUCACCAGCAGAAAUCAGUCACUAUGGAAGCAGCUUAUAACUGGGGCCCAUGUGUGCACUGGGUCAUCCCUACAGCUAGGCAAUGGUCUCACUACUGUCACUCAGAAUUAGUAAUAGACUCAAUAGUAUUCAUCACCAUACACAUUUUGACAGGUUUCCAUGCCCCUUUUAGGGCUUAUGUCCCAUCUUCCCACCCCCCCAUUUCCAUUGGCGCGAAAGUGUGGUGCCGUCAGCCAUUUUGAAAAAGUGUGUGUGUAUGUGUUUGAGUAGGGGAAGUGUUGUGUAUGUUUGUGCUUGUGUACAUGGAGAGAAAAAGGUUGAAAAAAGAGUGUGAGAGAGUGUAAAGAGGAAAAAAGAGAGUUUGAGUAAGGUUUAGAG